AACUUAUGCACGUUCUUUAAUACAAAGUGGUGCCUCUUCGCCUCCAUUUUCGCAUAUUCCCGGCUCCAAAUAUUUUGAAAACUGUGUUAUAAGGAAUCCAGUUUCAGCUAAUUUUAAGCGUUUAUAAAAGCUAAUUCUUCAGUUGCACAAAUUUUUACGAAUGAAUAACAACAAUUUUUAUUAUUAUCAAUCUCAAAAAGUACCAAUUCCUUUAGCUUUUCCUUUUGAUUUGAAUAAAGAUUCUCACUUCGUAUUACUACUGUCACUCGAAAAAUGAUUUAUUAAUUUAACAUUUUAUUAAUAACUUUUGAUUCUUAUUUGUGCUAUCAACAAUGGAAAUAACCAGAAACAAUUUUGUUGAAACAUUGCCUGCUGUGAAAGAAGCUAUAGAUUGGUGUGAUUUUUUAGCUAUAGACACUGAGUUAACUGGUCUCUACAGUGAACGCUCAUCUGAACAUGCAUUUGACAGCAUGGAGGAGAGAUAUGCGAAGCUUCGCAAGCUUUGUUCUGAAUUUUUGAUAAUCCAAUAUGGUCUAAGUUGCUUUAAAUAUCAUCCAAAAUUAAAGAAAUUUACUCACAGAGAUUUUAACUUUUACAUAUUUCCCCGCCCACAUAUCAGGCAAGCUCCAGAUCACCGAUUUCUGUGUCAGACAUCAAGCAUUCAUUUUCUAGCAUCACAUGGAUAUGACUUCAAUAAAACCAUUUAUGAAGGCAUUUCAUAUUUAAGGCACGAUCAAGAGGAGAAGUUGAAAGAAUUCACCAACAGUAAAUAUAAGAUACAACGGGAUUCGAUUUCAACUCCUAAGAAAGAAUCCUCUGAAGCAAAUGGUCAGAAAGAAGUUGAAAUUCCAGAUGAGCACAAAAAAUUCAUUGCAGAAAUUAAUGAACGUGUGAAUGCAUUUAUUGAGAAUGAAUCAGAAACAGUUCUGAAAUUGGAACCUUGUAGUGGGUAUCGCAGGAAACUCAUUUAUGAAAGUGUCCAACAGAAGUACACAAGUGGAAUUGAGAUGUUGUCCACAGUGAAUGAUGAGAAAGAGAGAUUCAUCACAAUCACCAAAAUGACUGAUAACGCCAAAAUUGGAAAGCUGGAUGCUAAGGAAACUUCUGACAUGGAUGAUAUUGACACUGCAAUAGGCUUUCGAAAAGUCGUUGAACACAUAUCACAAUCUAAAAAACUGGUUCUUGGUCAUCAUAUGUAUUUGGAUAUAUUGCAUACUAUACAUAAAUUCUUCUAUCCUUUACCUGAGUCUUUGCAAGAAUACAAGGAAAUGCUUCAAUUGGUAUUUCCAAAUUUGAUAGAUACUAAACAUUUAGCAUCAUCCGAUAGAGUUAGGCCAUUCCUUGAAAAUACACAUUUAGGAGAUCUUUUUAAAAGUAUCCAAGGCAAAGCAUUCGACUUACCUGAAAUUGAAACUGAAGUCAAAUUUAAGGGUUAUGAAUUAUCCUGUAGCAAUUAUCAUGAAGCUGGAUUUGAUGCUUUUAUCACUGGAGUAAGCUUAAUUGGACUUACUAGGAAAAUUGCUUCUUUACAGUCGAAAAAUGCUGAGCAAAUAGAUGCAUCCUGUACUUUCUUGAAGCCGUUCUUAAAUAAAUUCUAUAUUCUAAGGCAUUAUGACAUCCAGUCUUUAAAUAUUUGUGGACCUGACUCUGAACCUGAUAGGGAGAAUGUAUUUUAUGUAAGCUUCCCUAAAGAAUGGAAAACAAUUGAUCUUGUUGAGUUGUUCCUGCCAUAUGGUGACAUUUAUGUGCAUUGGCUUGAUGAUGUCUCUGCUUUAGUAGCUCUCAAGAACCCAGAAAAUGCUAUAAGCGCCAAAUCUGGAUUGUUGAACAAAAGUAGCAAAAUGUAUCGUGUUCAGACAUAUGCUGAUUAUAGAAAAUGGGAAAAUCAACAAAUCUCAACUAAAAAAGUUGAAAUCAAGAAACCUGCGACAUCAUCAUCAUCAAAAGUUUCUCAAGCGAAAAGGAGCUUCAAAAAUGACACUAGCAAUUCCAGUAUGGAUUUGAUUCCAGAAAUUGAUGAAAAUGAAGCAGAAGGAGCACCUUCUGGUAAUCCUCCUGCAAAAAAGUUGAAGAAAUCAGUGGAUGAUCCUGAAUCGGGUGAAGUCACUUCCACUUUUGAAGAAGAUAACAAUUGGUGAUUUUUCGGUACACAUUUCUGAAAAUAUUUUUAAAAAUGAAGAGGUUAUUGGAAAUUUUGUACUCUUUAUCUGUUGUUAAAUAUACAAUAAAUAUGGAUUAAAAAAAAGUUAACUACA
Messenger RNA from Parasteatoda tepidariorum (common house spider), 2255 nucleotides. RefSeq names its product poly(A)-specific ribonuclease PARN. Gene Ontology annotation, cellular component: nucleus; cytoplasm. NCBI's taxonomy places the organism in Eukaryota, Metazoa, Arthropoda, Arachnida, Araneae, Theridiidae. The record is from RefSeq and is a predicted model, not a curated record. Gene Ontology annotation, molecular function: RNA binding; poly(A)-specific ribonuclease activity; metal ion binding. Gene Ontology annotation, biological process: siRNA 3'-end processing; priRNA 3'-end processing; nuclear-transcribed mRNA poly(A) tail shortening.